Megalops cyprinoides (Indo-Pacific tarpon) is the source of this 1646-nucleotide messenger RNA. It is a transcript of the gene eno3, whose product is annotated as enolase 3, (beta, muscle). The transcript has 12 exons. Gene Ontology annotation, molecular function: phosphopyruvate hydratase activity; magnesium ion binding. The coding region runs from base 80 to 1384 and encodes 434 amino acids. The record is from RefSeq and is a predicted model, not a curated record. Gene Ontology annotation, cellular component: phosphopyruvate hydratase complex. NCBI's taxonomy places the organism in Eukaryota, Metazoa, Chordata, Actinopteri, Elopiformes, Megalopidae. Gene Ontology annotation, biological process: glycolytic process.
UAAAAGGUGUUGCAGAACGGGCAAAGAACACUCAGCCCGACAGUCGGACAGACGCCCAAGCCAACCACACUCAGUCAAAAUGUCCAUCACAAAGAUUCACGCCCGUGAGAUCCUCGACUCCCGAGGAAACCCCACUGUGGAGGUGGAUCUCUUCACAGCCAAAGGGCGCUUCAGGGCUGCCGUGCCCAGCGGAGCCUCCACAGGCGUCCACGAGGCUCUGGAGCUGAGAGACGGAGACAAGGCACGCUACCUGGGCAAAGGCACAAAGAAGGCUGUUGACCAUGUCAACAAGGACAUUGGCCCCAAGCUGAUUGAGCAGAAGCUGAGUGUGGUUGAGCAGGAGAAGAUUGACAAGUUCAUGCUGGGCUUGGAUGGCACUGAGAACAAAUCCAAGUUUGGUGCCAAUGCAAUCCUGGGCGUUUCUCUGGCUGUGUGUAAGGCUGGUGCUGCAGAGAAAGGCGUGCCCCUGUACCGCCAUAUCGCUGACCUGGCUGCUCACAAGGAUGUGAUCCUGCCUGUGCCUGCCUUCAAUGUCAUCAACGGCGGCUCCCACGCAGGCAACAAGCUGGCUAUGCAGGAGUUUAUGAUCCUGCCCGUUGGUGCUUCCAACUUCCACGAGGCCAUGCGUAUGGGCGCCGAGGUCUACCACAACCUGAAGAGCGUCAUCAAGGGCAAGUACGGCAAGGAUGCCACCAACGUGGGGGACGAGGGCGGCUUCGCUCCCAACAUCCUGGAGAACAAUGAGGCCCUGGAGCUGUUGAAGACUGCAAUCGAGAAGGCCGGCUAUUCCGACAAGAUCAUCAUCGGCAUGGAUGUGGCCGCGUCUGAGUUCUUCAAAAAUGGCAAAUACGACUUGGACUUCAAGUCCCCUGAUGACCCUGCCCGGCACAUCACGGGCGAGAAGCUAGGAGACCUGUACAAAAGCUUCAUCAAGGGAUACCCAGUGCAGUCCAUUGAAGACCCCUUCGAUCAGGAUGACUGGGAGCACUGGGCCAAGUUCACUGGCUCUGUCGACAUCCAGGUGGUAGGGGACGACCUGACCGUGACCAACCCCAAGCGUAUCCAGCAGGCUGUGGAGAAGAAGGCCUGCAACUGCCUGCUGCUCAAGGUCAACCAGAUUGGCUCGGUCACAGAGUCCAUCCAGGCCUGCAAGCUGGCACAGUCCAAUGGCUGGGGUGUGAUGGUGAGCCACCGCUCUGGGGAGACAGAGGACACCUUCAUUGCUGACCUGGUUGUUGGUCUGUGCACUGGACAGAUCAAGACCGGUGCCCCCUGCAGGUCAGAGCGUCUGGCGAAAUACAACCAGCUGAUGAGGAUCGAGGAGGAGCUUGGAGACAAAGCUAAGUUCGCCGGGAAAAACUUCCGUCACCCCAAGGUCAACUAAGCAGGUGGCUCACUCUUCUCCCCAUGUCACCGCCCAAGAACAUCGGUCAUCCACCGACCUUCCGCCCUCUCCCACCCCCUUUGAUGGAGAGGCAGGGGAUGGUGGUAGGGGAUAUGGAUCGGGGACUUUGGAGAGAUUAGCCAUUGUGCUCUGAUCUGAAGCAAUUCCACUUUUUUUUAUCUUUGAUCCACAUUGCUCUCGAUCUGUGUUGUCAGAGGUACUUUUCAUGUAACACAAAAUAAAAUAAAAAAAACAAAACCCA